ACACGUAAAGAAACGAUACCGCGAGCACGAAUCGCACACAUGUGCUCUUUCGCCGCGCGUGCUAUAUAAAUAAUACUUCGCGCUAAGUCAGAUCAGUCGACUUGCGGCGGCCGUACCUGUCACAAACUACGAAAUGCAACGGACCUUUAGAGAUUAAAUCUCCUCGCGAUCGUUCGAUUUUCAGUUCAUCCACAUAUUUCCCUUUCUAUCUCUUUCUCUUUUUCUCAGUUUCCCGUCAACCCUCUCAACUCCUAUUCAACUCGCAUCUUCAUUAUUUAUCAUAUGCGAGUUCACCCCUCGGCGAGAGCUUAACUACUUGUAUAUUGUGUUCCAUCUCCUCCAGAAUGUCGCAUGACAAUCUAGGAUUUACAUCGAGCACGGUUGCUUUGCAGGAUUUUAGAAAAUCUUCGUCAUCUAAGGGACACCAAAAUGGUUAUGGAUCGAGUGAGAAAAAUGAUAGUGUUUACACUCUGGAACUGGAAGAAAAGAGGAAUAUAGAUGAGCAGGACGAUUAUGACCCAUACGAUUAUAGGGAAGUGGAGCAUCCAACUACAAAUGCGGAAACAUUGCUUCACCUGCUAAAAGGUAGCUUAGGCACCGGAAUUCUCGCGAUGCCAAGAGCUUUCCAUAAUGCCGGAUACGCUAUCGGUUUGGUAGCCACGAUCAUCAUAGGACUACUUUGUACAUACUGUAUGCGAAUACUCGUUCUCUCAGAGUACGAAUUAUGCAAGAGGAGAAGAAUACCGUCCUUGACGUAUCCGGCAACUGCGGAAUCUGCUCUGCUCGAAGGACCGGUGCCCCUCAGGCGGUUUUCUAAAGCUUCUGUACAUAUAAUAAAUACCUUCCUGAUGAUAUAUCAGAUGGGCACUUGUUGCGUCUAUAUCGUUUUCAUAUCCAGUAAUCUACAGACGGCAUUAAGCGCAUUUAUUUCAUGGAAGUUGGAGGUAUACAUGGCGAUUGUACUGUUCCCCUUGAUCUUGGUUAAUUACAUCAGGAAUCUUAAAUUCCUGGCACCAUUCUCGACAAUCGCGAAUAUUAUCAUGUUCGCUGGAUUCGCGAUCAUACUUUAUUAUAUUUUCCGAGAGCCGUUGACGUUCGAGAAUCGCGUGACAGUUGGAGAGGUCAAGAACUUUCCGCUCUUCUUCGGCACCGUUCUGUUCGCUCUCGAAUCUAUCGGCGUAAUUAUGCCGCUGGAAAACGAGAUGAAAAAUCCGAAAUCCUUUAUGAAACCAUUCGGCGUGCUCAACAUCGCUAUGAGCAUUAUAGUCACAAUGUAUGCCACUUUGGGAUUCUUUGGGUACAUACGCUUUGGUAAAGAUAUUGACGGUAGUAUCACGCUCAAUCUACCUACCCAAGAGAAUCUGGGAAUCGCGGUACAAAUCCUUCUCGCCAUUGCCAUUUUCUUUACGCAUCCUAUUCAGUGUUAUGUCGCCAUCGAUAUAUCAUGGGAAUACAUCAGUCCUUAUUUUGAGAAGUAUCGCUAUAAGACGCUUUGGGAAUAUGUGGUCAGGACUGUCAUUAUUUUGAUUACUUUUGCUCUGGCGAUCACGAUCCCGGAGUUGGAUCUUUUUAUAUCUCUAUUCGGUGCAUUCUGCCUGUCGGGUUUGGGACUGGCAUUUCCGGCCAUCAUACAAUUGUGCGCCUUCUGGAAGGUGAUGGGACCUACGGAGAAGAAGAUUAUGCUGGCGAAAAACAUAUGUUUGAUACUAAUCGGCACGUUAGGCCUGAUCGUGGGGACUUAUACGAGUCUCCGUGACAUCAUCGCCAAGUUUUCGUGAAGUGUCAGCUCGAUGAAUUGUGCAAUAAAAUUGCCAAAAGAAAGGAAGAGAGGUGGGAGGUAGGAGGAUAGCGAACAGAAACCGUUCUCGAAUGCGAGAAACGAAUCAACGAUGUGAUAUGUAGUUUGAAGUCGCUAAAAGUAAGUGUACCUAUAAAUAGUAGCGCAUUUAGAGGCUUCGGGUCGAGAGGGACCGAAAUAACGUGUAUACGGCUCCGCUGUAACAACACUUCAGUUUCAUCGAGGACAGAAUGAAGUUCCUGAAUGCAUGUGUAAGUUUCAAUAUAUGCAAAUACUGUGUGCGAAUAGACGGAUUGUAACGAGACGCGAUCGAAUCCUCGAAAUGUUAGAUAUUAGCGUCAGUAUUAGAGAUCAGCGUAAGCUAGAGGUUUUAUUGUAUUAUAAAUAAAGUAUAAUUUUAUUUUCAUACACA
This is a messenger RNA of Camponotus floridanus (Florida carpenter ant), 2210 nucleotides long. RefSeq names its product proton-coupled amino acid transporter-like protein CG1139. The transcript has 8 exons. Gene Ontology annotation, cellular component: vacuolar membrane. NCBI's taxonomy places the organism in Eukaryota, Metazoa, Arthropoda, Insecta, Hymenoptera, Formicidae. Gene Ontology annotation, molecular function: amino acid transmembrane transporter activity. Gene Ontology annotation, biological process: amino acid transmembrane transport. The record is from RefSeq and is a predicted model, not a curated record. Bases 345 to 1778 code for a protein of 477 amino acids.